Molecule: messenger RNA, 1222 nt
Organism: Nymphaea colorata (pocket water lily)
Lineage: Eukaryota; Viridiplantae; Streptophyta; Magnoliopsida; Nymphaeales; Nymphaeaceae
Product: homeobox-leucine zipper protein ATHB-12-like
Exons: 1
Coding region: 297-911 (204 amino acids)
Biological process (GO): positive regulation of DNA-templated transcription
Cellular component (GO): nucleus
Molecular function (GO): DNA-binding transcription factor activity, RNA polymerase II-specific; sequence-specific DNA binding
Source: RefSeq, a predicted model, not a curated record
CCCCGAGCCCUUUCCCACUCGACUUCUCCCCCUUCUCAUCAUCAUCAUCGUCGUCGUCGUCGUCUUCUUCCUCCUCCUUCUCUUUCUCUAUCUCUUCCUCCCCCACCAAUACCAUCGCCACCACCACCACCAAUGCAGCAUUUCAAAAUAUAACCUGGCGGGUCCGACCCUCACGUGAAUCCCACGCUCAUCGACCUCUCCUCUCCCUUUAUCCCCCCUCCCUCCCCACCACUCUUAAACCUCCUCCCCUUCUCACUCUCUCAUCUGAUAUUCUCUUCCUGGUUUUUGAUUGCUUGAUGGACGCCUAUCAGAAGAAGGCGCGCGGGGACGCCCUGCUGGGAUGCUUCGCCAAGGAGCAGCCGCCCAGGCCUUACAAGAAGAGGCUCAGCGAGGAGCAGGUCAAGUUCUUGGAGAUGAGCUUCAGCUUGGAGAAGAAGCUGGAGCCGCAGAGGAAGGUCCAGCUCGCCUACGAUCUGGGCCUGCACCCGCGGCAGGUCGCGAUCUGGUACCAGAACAAGAGGGCGAGGUGGAAGACGCAGAGGCUCGAGCUCGACUACAACUCCAUGAAGCUGCAGAUGGAGUCGGUGGUGUCGGAGAAAAGGAGGCUGGAGAAGGAGGUGGCCAGGCUCGGCGCCGAGCUCCAGUGCGCCAGGGAGCUGCUCAAGAAGAACUGCGGCAUCGAGCUCCGGGGCUUUGACGAGGAAUGCGGGUCGGCCGUCGAGGGAAAGAGCAGCGAGGAGAGUGGUAGAAAGGAGGAAGAAGACGCCGGCAGCAGCGGCGGUGGUGGCGGCAGCGGCGCCGGCGGAGUGAAGAUGGAGAAUGGUGCUGUCAGCAUGGAGGAUUUGUACGCUUGUUUGGUAGGUUUCGAGGGACAUCCCCACGGGAAGUUGCAGUUCUAUGAUCUAUUCUAGAGCUUUCAUGUCUGCCCAAGUAACAUAGUUCCAUCCAUCUUCCUUAAUUUCCCGGGUUUCGUGUGAAUGGAGAAGCUAUAGCGCGGGCCUUCAUGCUUAUACGUGUAAAGACAAGAGACGAAGAAGCAUGACAUUGAAGCACUCGUAGUAUAAUAUGAUACCUGCUCGAUCGUAUGAUUUCUCAUUUCUUACUUUCCGUCUUUCAUUUUUGGUGUUUCUGGUAUCUACCUAUAUGCUCUAGUGAAGCAGCUCGGAGAAUGGUUUCCGUCCAAUCUGAGUUGUGAUGUUAAAUGAAGAGAUUGUAAAUGAAA